Molecule: messenger RNA, 489 nt
Organism: Triticum turgidum subsp. durum (durum wheat)
Lineage: Eukaryota; Viridiplantae; Streptophyta; Magnoliopsida; Poales; Poaceae
Source: the annotation of a GenBank genome assembly
AUGCCAGCACCCAAGGGGACGAGGAGGAGCCUCGUACUGAGGACCGUGGAGCGGUGCAAGUCCGGGACCGGGCGAAGCGGCGGCGCAGCGUCGGCGGUGGCCGCCGGGCGCUUCUCGGUGUACGUCGGGGCGGAGCGGGAGCGGUUCAUGGUGCGCACCGACUGCGCCAACCACCCGCUGUUCCGGCGGCUCCUCGACGACGCCGAGCGCGAGUACGGGUACGCGUCGCAGGGCCCGCUCGCGCUGCCGUGCGACGUCGGCACGUUCCUCGGCGUCCUGUGGCAGAUGGACCACGGACACCACCACGACGACGACGACGACAGUGCCGGCGGCGAGGAGAUCCGGGAGGCGGCGUCGCCGAUAUGCGGCUUGCUGCUGGGUGGCCGCGGCAAGUGCCGGGCGGCUGGGUACCGCCGGAUGCUCAGCCGGGCGAAGACGUCGUGGGCCACCGGGCAGCAGCUUCUCCCACGGUUCACACUUGGCAGUUAG